CUUUUUAUUUCGUAUUUAGCGCGUUCUAUAAUGGAAGUACUACUUUAAUCGAAUAUUUAAACCGAAACCCCAAAACCAAAGCACAUUGCUUUUUUAAGUUAUUGAACCAUAUUAAAAAAGAUAGGGUAGUCCGCAUGAACAUGGAUCACUCGUAUUGACCUUGACUGUUCAGAAAGAUAUACCAUCCUGGAAUGAAAUAAAAGACUACUAGCUCUAACAGUAUGGGUGCGAACGUGUAAAGUCAGUCAAUGACUUACAUUCCUAAACCUUUUCUGUUUCCUUUUUGAUGAAUACCAGACAUGUAUUGCUGCUCCAAUUGACGCUCACGCUCGUGUUCGAAUCCACCCUUCUUUUCUUUAGGAGCAAUGUCUUGUCCACCUCCGUUGAUUCCAAGCAUUUUUAGAAACUUGGAUUUUCUUUGGUUACCUCCAGAUAACUGUGAUGCCAACCAAUAAUCCCUGUUUCCCUCAUCAGACUUUUCCUUUUGUCCAUCAGUGGCUGCUGGAUUUUUAGAAUUUUUCUCCUUUUCAGUAGAUUCUAAUCGAAAUUGUCAACUUAAGCAUCCUUAAUUGAACUUACCAGUUGAUUUCUGCUUCGCUUUCUUGCUAGUGCUAUCCUCUGACUUUUUUUUAGAACUAGAUAGGAUUAGUACAGUAGAUUGUAUAAAGAACUUCAUACUGUAACUUUUUUACUUUGUGCUUGAGCUUUUUAUAUUGUUUUAAUUCAUCCUUGCCUAAUGAUACCGGUUAGUCAAUAUUUCGUCCAAACGAAAUCAUACUCAAAAGUUUUUUUUCUUCAGACUUUAAUUUCCGAAAAUCGGAAACACUAGAGCCCCAAAUUGGUGCCUUCUUCUCUUUCUUUGAGACUUUUGAAGAUGCCAUGGUAUGAGAUGGUAAAUGGUAGGUAAUCUCAUAACAGAUUAAAUCCUCACUGCAAGGACAGAUAAAGGCAAACGUUAAAAGGGAAUAGAAAAGGACUAAUGUAAAAAAGCUACUUUAAUCAUGUGUGGUUCCUUUUUCUUUUCUUUACGGAACUGAACUUCAUGAAAAUCGGCUAAAGUCGAAUUCAUAAUAUAUCCAGCUAGCUCUCAGCAUCCGGUUUCUUUUGGACUUGCUCCUGAAUUUCCGAAUUUUCCAACAGUACUGUAGCACCUUCUGGUUGUUUGGGCGUAUAAUUGUCAUUGUCCACUUUCUUUUCGGACAUAGUAGCCUUCUGUUCUUUGGGUGUGCUAGAAGUGUCUUCUACAUUUUCAGUUUCUUUGCUUUUCUGCAAUUGUGAACGAAGGGAGCUGAUCAUACUGUUUCGACUUUGUAGCAACAUCUCUAAAGUGCUCAACGACUUUGCGUAGUAGUCGACCUCUUGUAAAAUAGGAAAUCCAAGAGUUUUGCGCAACAGAUUGACAGUUCGAUCCUUGGCUGUUAUCUGACGAACCUUCUGGUCCAAGGGAUUAAGCGAACGAGGUUGACGCUGUUGUUGCUGAGCCAUUGUAGCUUGCAUCCAUGCUUCUUUCUGUUUCUUUUCUUCAAAACUUUUUUUAUAUUUUUGAAUAGCACCUUUUGCCGUGUCCACAAUGUGUUGGAAGCGAACGGGCCCUAGCAAUUGCCCGCCAUACCAUCGAACACAAACGACAAUUCCAUAAACAGAUUCUUUAAUCAAUGUGUUUAGAAGUUUCUGUCCAGAAUAUUCCUCACCGUCAUCAUUGAAUGCUUCCACUUCACCUGGAAAUCUCCAAGCUUGCAUUUUAUGAUUGCAAUGCUUUAACUCACUGCAUUCCUGAAACAUAAACCGGUAGGAGGGAAGGAGUUUCGGAUCAUCAGAAGGAAUAAAAUAGCUUAAAAAGGUAGAUUCUCUAUCCGUAAUCAAAUUCGACAUGAACGAGCAUUCUUGCAACGACUGAUUGGGAACAGUAAGAGCCAAUCCUUGACCUCCAAAUUUCAGCUGUGCUUGACGUUGGGCCAUUUCAUUUCAUUUAAACCGAAGUCCAAGGCAAGGGAAGCCGAUUGCGACGCUUUUGCUCACGAUAGAAGAGAGCCAAGAACAAUCGGGGUUCGGUUCCCUUUUUUUUUGAAUAACCCAUAUCCCAAAUCCAUUUCUUAUUUAAAUGUCAUCUUCGAAAAAAAAACUUAAUUGUUUUUUGAGAAACGGCUAUAUUUUAUAAAUCCUUCACAUUGUCUUUGGAACAUAUCCUGUAAGGAUACUCACUUUCUAAUCAGUCGAUAUAGAUAUUCAUGAAAGUUUUUAGAUCUAUUUAUAUACAUACUAGUAUAGUCUUUUAAAGUCUAAACUCAUCUAUAACAAGCGGUUCAUGGUCAGUCAAAUCGCUGGAUAAAUUCCCAAUUCUGAAUCGCUGGAUAAAUUUUUUUUAUUAAAUCAAUAUAAGUGUAAAUGAUUAUAAAUUCUCUCAUCAUUUAAUUGAACUUGACGACGCGUCUUUCUUUCUCUAAUUUCGGUGACUAUACUAACGUACUUGUUCUCUACAGAAAACAACGGAUUCUCUAAGAUGGCUCUGAGAGGUUUAAAGAAACUAGCAUACCCAUUGCUCCCAGUGAGAGGAAAUAUUUUAAAUCCUUUAGGAAAAUUUCAACAGAAUUUAUACGGUGGUUCGAAAGUUGAAGUUGGACAUAACAAAAUCCCAAAAUUUGGUCAUAAGACAAAGCGAACAUGGACUCCCAAUGCUCAUUUCAAAUGGCUUUACUCUGAAACUCUUCAAGAAAAAAUUCAUUUACUAGUUACCUCUAAGGUAUUGCGCACAAUUGAAAAAGAAGGAGGACUUGACCAAUACUUAAUUAAAUCAACGCCCGGAAGAUUGAAAACACUUGGAAUGAGAGGAACUGAAUUAAGAGCCCUUGUGUUACAUAAAAAGGGAGUUCAAAAUCCUGUGAUCGAACAACUUCCCAGGGACGAUGAAGCUCAACGACGCUACUUGGCGAAAGUACGCGAAGUCGUAUUAAAGUUAAACCGAAGCAAAAAGUUUUAUCAUAAAAUUAAGAGUCUUGUUGGUCAGGAAAAACCCGAAGCGGUUGCUUAAAUUCACGAUAAAUGAUAGUGAUUUCCCAAAAAAAUCCUACACCUCCCAUUUCCUACAAAUUUCAUUUCCAUAGCUCACAAUUUUUUGCAUUGAAGUACUGCUUCAUAUUUUCGUUUCUUAAGUUUCGUUCUCUUAUACAAGGGACGGGCGAUAUCUCAAAAUCCUUGAAGUGUUUACCCUCCUCCCCCCUCUUGCUUGGAGGUCGAUUUCCUUUUCCGUUGUCUUACCAGUACUAAAUUCUUCUUGUGAUGAUUUUCGAAAACAUACAACGGCCGUGAAAGGAUUGCUUCAUCCUUCAAUAAUAGUGAUUAGCGACUACCAUGUUCGAUCAUGUCUAAAGACUUUAUUACCUGAGUUUUCUUUUCGUUCAGGUUGACGCAUCCUACAAUUGGUUAUAUGUACUGCACUAAGAAAAAAUUAAUAUUCAUUUGUAAGUUACCCUACAUAAAGAGAGCUGCGCUUUGUUAUUUCCUUCUUGAUAUCUAAUUCUAGCACUACGUAUAAAGCAAGUAAUAAUAAAGUAGACCGUCAUUGAAAAUAAAGUACGUUAAUGUUUGU
Molecule: messenger RNA, 3586 nt
Organism: Schizosaccharomyces octosporus yFS286
Lineage: Eukaryota; Fungi; Ascomycota; Schizosaccharomycetes; Schizosaccharomycetales; Schizosaccharomycetaceae
Product: ribosomal protein subunit L28
Exons: 1
Coding region: 2501-3028 (175 amino acids)
Cellular component (GO): mitochondrial large ribosomal subunit
Molecular function (GO): structural constituent of ribosome
Source: RefSeq, a predicted model, not a curated record